Gopherus evgoodei (Goodes thornscrub tortoise) is the source of this 3180-nucleotide messenger RNA. It is a transcript of the gene LNX1, whose product is annotated as ligand of numb-protein X 1. Lineage: Eukaryota; Metazoa; Chordata; Testudines; Testudinidae. The transcript is spliced from 10 exons. The coding region runs from base 52 to 2280 and encodes 742 amino acids. Gene Ontology annotation, cellular component: cytoplasm. Gene Ontology annotation, biological process: ubiquitin-dependent protein catabolic process. Gene Ontology annotation, molecular function: metal ion binding; protein binding; ubiquitin-protein transferase activity. The record is from RefSeq and is a predicted model, not a curated record.
AAUAGAGAGCAGUUUUUAUUUGCUCUGUUUUGCAUCACAUCAGAUCUUAUCAUGAGUCAAAAAGAUUUGUCAGAAGAAGUGGAGGAGAGCCCUCAACCCUUAUGUAUCACCUGUGGCCAACCACAUUUACUAGAAGAGAACCACCUGUACAGCUACACAGAAGAAGUGGAUGAUGAUCUAAUAUGCCACAUCUGCCUGCAAGCUUUGAUCCAGCCACUGGACACUCCUUGUGGUCACACCUACUGCACAGUCUGUCUUACAAACUUCCUAGUGGAAAAAGACUUCUGCCCUGUGGAUCGCAAAAAUUUGAUUCUACAGUCUUGCAGAAAGUCCAACAUACUAGUAAAUAAACUCCUGGAUAAGCUAAUGGUUAGCUGCCCUUUCACAGAACACUGCUCAGAGGUUUUGCAACGUUGUGACCUUGAACAGCAUUUUCAAACCGGAUGUAAAGGAGCAUCCCAUUAUGGCCUUACCAAGGAACGAAAGAGACGUUCACAAGAUGAUUCUCCAGACUGUAGUGCCACUUUAACCAUAGCGGCUCUUGGCCCAGAGCUCUCCACAGCUGCAGCGAUUGCCUUAAUGACAGAUGAACCAGGCCUAGUUAAUCCAGCCUUCAGCCCUGCCUCAGAAGACAACCAGUCAGGGAGCAGUUCUGGGGACCCCAGCAGGAGCAACCGAAACAGAAGUCGACCCUUCGAACGUUCCACUAUAAGAAGCAAGUCUUUUAAAAAAAUAAAUCGAGCUUUGAGUGUCCUUCGAAGGACAAAAAGCGGCAGUGCUGUAUCCAACCAGGCUGACCAGGAAAGGGAGUGUGUUGAAAACUGUCUUGCUGCAGAGGAAGAUUCAGAGUGCUCCAUAACACUCCCGAUGAGAAAUGUACAAGAGUAUGGAGAAAAAUCUGCAAGCAGAGUCAUCAAAAACAAGACAGAAAGUUUACUUCUUUCUAGAUUCUGCCGUUCAACGAUAUAUAAAGACUGGAAGUGUAAAUGGGGAAAGAAAGCCUUCCCCAGGUUAUAUCACCUGAUUCCAGAUGGAGAAAUUACCAGUAUUAAGAUCAUUCGUACUGAUCCCAAAGAAAGUCUUGCCAUUAGAGUUGUGGGAGGCAGUGAGACGCCUUUGGUCCACAUCAUUAUACAACAUAUCUAUCGAGAUGGGGUGAUUGCCAGAGAUGGAAGAUUACUGCCGGGAGACAUGAUACUAAAGGUGAAUGGCAUGGACAUCAUCAGGGUUCCUCACAACUACGCCCUGUCAGUUCUGAAGCAGCCUUGUCAGGUGCUCCGGCUCACUGUGCUCAGAGAGCAGAGGUACCGGUGCCGAAACAACAGACUUUCUCUUGAUGCUCACUACAACAGGGAUGACAGUUUUCAUGUGGUUCUAAACAAAGGCAGCCCAGAUGAGCAGCUGGGAAUAAAGCUGGUCCGCAAGGCAGAUGAACCUGGGGUAUUUAUUUUCAACUUGCUGGAAGGAGGUGUGGCUGCCCGUGAUGGACAGCUUCGAGAAAAUGACCGGGUGUUAGCUAUUAAUGGCCAUGAUCUUCGGUAUGGCAGUCCGGAAAAUGCAGCCCAGCUGAUACAGGCCAGUGAGAAGCGGGUUCACUUUAUUGUGUCACGGCAGACCAGACAGCAGACGCCUGACAUCGUGCAGGAGGCUGGGUGGAAUUACAACGGCAGUCCUCAGCCUUGCCCAUCGGAAAGAAACUAUCCUAACAAGAAUACCCUUCAUGCUGUCACCUGUCAUGAGAAGGUGGUGUCUGUCCGGAAAGAUAACACAGAGUCACUGGGAAUGACUGUGGCAGGUGGAGCAUCUCACAGGGAAUGGGAUUUGCCCAUCUACGUGAUAAGCAUUGAACCUGGAGGAGUCAUCAGCAGAGAUGGCAGUAUGAAAACAGGUGACAUUUUGCUGAAUGUGAAUGGAAUUGACCUGACUGGUGUCAGCCGUAGUGAGGCAGUAGCCCUAUUGAAAAACACCACCUCAUCUGUAGUGCUCAAAGCCUUGGAAAUGAAAGAAUGUGAGGCCCUGGAGGACAUGAGCCAUGUAUCACUCCCUGACACUACUCAGAACACAUCUGAUAACAGUGAAUGGUCACCUUCCUGGGUUAUGUGGCUUGAGCUGCCACGGUAUUUGUACAGCUGCAAAGAAAUUGCAUUACGAAGAAAUACAGCAGGAAGUCUUGGCUUCAGCAUCGUAGGCGGUUAUGAAGAACACAGUGGGAACAAACCAUUCUUUAUCAAAUCCAUCGUUGGAGGCACACCAGCAUACAAUGAUGGAAGAAUUAGGUAAACUAAUGAAACUAAUAUUUCACCCAGGGAACUCAAAAGGACUUAAUAUUCUAUGAAUAUUAUAAAGUCUUAAAAUAAGGAGACUGUGGUCCAGAGAGACCAAGUGACUUGCUGAAGGUAAAAAGAGGGCUCAAAUUCAUACCAGUCCAAUGAAAACUUCCACUGAAACCAGUUGAGUAUAAAAUUGGGCCCUUUUUGACAGAGCUGGGUAUAGAACCCAAAACAGAAUCCUAUGCUUUAACAACUUGCUUUCCUGGCAAAAUAUUAUCAAGUGUAUAACUAUCAACAUCUACAUACACUACUUCACAGAUGUCUUUUAUUAUAUGUUAUUUACACAGUAACAGUUCUCUUAAUUAUACAUACGCUUCUACAUUGACAACUAAAAAUAUAAUUUAAAUCUAAUACUAGGUGUGAGAAAUAAAAUAUAAGUGACCUGUAAAUUAUUACAGUGUUUUACUGUCCAAUAACCAGUUAAUUUUACCUGGCACACAGAGAUCUGAAAGAAGAGCUCUUCUUUCAGAUUUUCCUCCAUAUAUAUCUGAUUUGUAAAGGAAUGCCAGGGAAGAAUAAAUACAUGAUAGAGUAAGAACACAAGGAUUUUUUCAACAGCUUACCUUCAGAAGCCUCAACUUUUUCACCCCCCCUCUUUUGCCUGCUUAGUAGUUGCCAUCCCUCUGGCAAAGUGGUGACACAAUGUUAUAGAGCCAGCCAAAGCAGCUCAAUUGGCAAGAAAGUUGUCUGAGAUCUGGAUCUCUUCUUAGUUUUAAGUGUUUUAACUAAAAUCUUAUCUACUUUUUUAAUUUUCCAGAUGCGGUGAUAUCCUCCUCGCUGUCAAUGGCAGGAAUACAUCAGGAAUGAUGCAUGCCUGUUUGGCAAGGAUGCUCAAAGAACUGAAAGGAAA